GAGAGAGAGACCUUGCAACUUUUUGCUGCAGAAAUCCAGCAGCCUCCACAUGAACUAAAAAGCAGCUAUUUAUUUGUUUCCCUCUCAAUAAUAAUAGUGAUAAUCCAUAAUUUUUAGUUAAAAAAAAAAGGGAAUUUUGCGUGCGAACAGAGCAUCAAGCGCCCGGAUGUUUUCUUCGUCUGUUUGCAUUUAUCCCGCUGUCUACUUUCUUUUGUUCUUUUAUAUAAAUUGUUCAGAUUUUCUAUUUUCUUAUUUUUAUUUUUUUUUUACGCCUGAUGAUGUUUAUUUUUUUAGUCAAGAUUUUUUUUUUCUUGAAAUACUUCAAGUGAAUCAUCUCUCACCUACCUUACCUUCCUGAACUUGUGAUCUCUCUCUUCCAGGCACUUAAAAGCACAUUUCCAUUUCUUUCUCAGCUUCCCUUUUCCAUUGGCUUGUGUUUGUUCAUAUGAUACUUCAUUUUCUUUGGCCUUAAGCGAAGAAAGUUUCAAGAUUAUCUCCCAUUUGGGUAUUUUAUUUUUGCUAUUUUCUCUGGCUAUUUUCUUGCACUUUUUUCUCAUUUGGGUCUUCGUCAAACACUUGCAUUGUUGACUUCUUGGUAAUUCUCUCUCCGAUCUUUGUACCGUCCAACACUGCAAAGCUAUUGAGCUUCAUUUAUUAUCUGAGUUCUCUGUGGAAACUUGCAUUUCUAAUCUGGGAUUUAUAAUUUUGUGUUCAAUAUUUUGUGGGAUCUGUGAGUCUUGUAUGAUUGAACUAGCAUAUUAUUGGUGAUGUCUCAUUCCAAAUCAGAGCCUCUUGAUUGUUGCUCAACAUUAUCUCCUCCUCCUCCUCCUUCUUCUUCUGCAGCUUCAACUGAACUGAAGCUAUAUCAAGCUUUCAUCUUCUUCGUGCCUAUUUUCUUCACCUUGAUUCUCCUCUUCUUGUUCUACUUGUUCUAUCUUCGCCAUAGAAGUGUUGAUUGGGCCUCUCUUCGAAUGCGAGCUAAUUUACAAGACAGCAAUGAUAUCUUUAGACAGGCUGAAUUGGGCUUGAAGAAAGAGAUGAGAGAGAUGUUACCCAUUAUUGUGUAUAAGGAGAGCUUCUCUGUCAAAGACACACAAUGCCCCAUAUGCUUAGGGGACUACCAAGCAGAGGAUAGGCUUCAACAGAUACCUGCAUGUGGCCACACAUUUCACAUGGAGUGCAUUGACCAGUGGCUUGCCAAUCACACUACUUGCCCUCUCUGCCGCCUUUCCCUCAUUGCAUCUGCUAAAGUUCCAAGUGAAUUACCUAAUAAUGAAGCAGAAACUCGUCAGGAUUCUUCUGUGGCAGGGAAUAGUGAUGAAAUAUCUGUUCAAUCAGGGCCAACAGAGUCUUUUGGUGAAUCACAAUCUGCACGACAUUCUGAGCCAGGGAAUGAAGACUCCAGGUUUGUUCAUAACAGUGCUGAGGAAAGAAGAUCUGAAUGUGCUGAUGUGGGGAGAGAAUUUGGAGGUGCGACGAAUGAACCUGAAGAGCAUGAGAAUAUCAGAUGUGUUUAAUCCCCAGCAUGAACUGAGACAGUGGAGCCAAAACUGUAUUCACCAACCCAUCUGUUAUCCUGCUUAACUGAAAAGAAUGGUUCCAUAAAACCUUCCAAAAGAUGAUGUUCACGUUGCUGUUGCAGUUACGAGGUCCUUGAAGAAGGGAGAGUAAUCGCAUGAUCACCUGGAUGAUGCAUCCCUGGACAUUGCACUGGUGCUAUAAGAGAGAAUCAAUCCUUGAUUAGGAUUUCAUUAAUGUAUCAGUGCUAUAAAAAGCAUAAUGGGAUGUAAUAAGAUAGAAAAGGGCAUUGUCUAGUCUGGUUUGAUUAAGUGGCCGAAGGCAUAUACCUCACCUGGCAAACCCACUCCCCUAAUCCCCAGCUCAAAAAAAGAAAGAAAGAAAGAAAGAAAGAAAGAAAAGGCAUUACCGGAGCUGUAAUAGUUUGGCUGUAUACCUGCUGUAAUUUAGCUGUGACUUGUGCAUGAUGUGUGUGAGGAACAGAGAUGAUAGGGAGUAAGAGAAAUCAGAAUUUGCUGGAAUAUGUUACUUUGACAAAUUGGAAGUAGUUGGCUUAUGAUAA
Molecule: messenger RNA, 2080 nt
Organism: Hevea brasiliensis (rubber tree)
Lineage: Eukaryota; Viridiplantae; Streptophyta; Magnoliopsida; Malpighiales; Euphorbiaceae
Product: RING-H2 finger protein ATL7
Exons: 4
Coding region: 768-1517 (249 amino acids)
Biological process (GO): protein ubiquitination
Molecular function (GO): transferase activity
Source: RefSeq, a predicted model, not a curated record